UUUGGAUGUGGUCUGGUUCCCAGAGCCUCUCCUGCUCUGAAGCGCUCGACUUCGGUUUGCUAUAUAUCAGCAGCUAAUUCCUUCUCCAAGUUUCGUCAUCAUUUCCAGAUCUCCUUCCCAGUAUAUGUCCCAGGUGGAGGAACUUCCGUCCACCUUGUCAUGCCGUUCGUUCCUCAGUCAUCUUUAUUCUUAGGAGUGUCCAGCGGUAUAUUUUAAACAUGUUUGGGUCUUUCACAACGCUACCUAUUGCGUUCGGGCUUUUAUUUUUCUUUAAAUAUGUUCGCCUAAUUGGGAAUCUCAUUGGGUAUGGGACAUACAAACCCAUUCACCCCGGGACUGCUCCCAGGUUGAUUCGGUCCCCGGGCAACAAGGAUUUCGCCCCCCAAUCCGAUCUAUCAGAUGAUCAACCCACGAAGUCUUUCCAAGCCUGCCGUGAACCUUCACCUGAAUACAACUCAGAGGAACCCCUGACUCCUCAGGACGUUACCGUCAUUGUUCCAGCGCUGGAUCCUUCUCAGGAAAGCCUCCGACGGUUUCUCCCUACAUGUGUCCAAAAUAACCCGAAAGAGAUAUUCCUUGUUACGAUUGACGAAAAGCUUGGCCAGGCAGUCACCCUUGCCGAGUCGAUUUCAACCCGCAUUACGGUCUUGAGCAUUGAGCGGCCAAAUAAACGAAGGCAAAUUUUGGAGGCCCUGCCGGGGGUCUCGACAAAGAUCAUCAUUCUUGCAGAUGACGAUGUUGUCUGGCCACGAAACCUAUUAAAAUGGAUGCUAGCCCCCUUCGACGGAGAUCCCAAAAUCGGAGGGGUGGGGACCAAUCAAAGGGUGAUGAAGGGGCCAAAGUCCACCUUCUGGGAUUUCUUGAAUUCGCAAUACCUGAUCCGCAGGAAUUUCGAUUGCACUGCAUGCGCGCAGAUUGACGGCGGCCUUCCAUGCCUCUCUGGACGAACGGUGGCCUACCGGGCGAAAAUCCUGCAGGACCCGGCAUUCAUGUGGGAAUUCACUCACGAAACAUGGCGCACAUAUCUCCUGAAUGUUGAUGAUGACAACUUUUUGACCCGCUGGAUGGUCAAUCAUGGGUGGAACACGUGGAUCCAGAAUCAUCCCGAUUGUGAGGUUUUGACCACACUGGAAAACAAUCCGCUCUAUAUCAGCCAAUGCCUCCGCUGGUCAAGGACGAACUGGCGAAGCAACCUGAAGAGCAUGUUCCAAGAACGGACAAUCUGGAAGAGGUACCCGUGGAGUUCCUUCGCGGUGUUCCAAACCACCCUAACAUCAUGGUCGCCCAUUUAUGAUCUUGCCCUUUCCACUUCGUUCUGGAAUAUGACGGCAGGAAUAUCCUUCGGGUGGCAAUGUUGCCUAAGAUCGAUAAUGUGCCUAUGGAUUUUCUGGGGUUGUCGAGCCGUGAAAUACGUUGAGCAUUGGAAACAGUACCCUGAGGACUUGGUGUACCUCCCUCUCUUGCCAUUUGUUGGCUACCUUCAUACGAUUAUCAUCAAGUUUUGGGCCAUGUGCACCAUCAAUAGGUGCUGUCCCCACUCCGAAGUCUGGAGCUGUCAUCAACAUCAACUGAAGGUGACAAGGACACGUUCACUCUGUCCUGCGCGUCAUUCCCCAAUUCGGACGACCCGUCCAUUCAGCUAACUUGCUCAUUUUUAGACAGCUUGGGGUAGCAGACCAGGUGCUGACGAGAAUGACUCCGAACGUCUAAUCAAACCUCCAGCCUACCUCCGCGAGGCUCCCAAAAAUUCCUUAUUGGAACCUCACAUGUCUGGCGACCUGCACGACGACAUGUCGCCGUUGCCUCUUUAUGAGGCGGCUACCGCCGUUGGGGAACCCGUCAAACCAUCU
Molecule: messenger RNA, 1850 nt
Organism: Eremomyces bilateralis CBS 781.70
Lineage: Eukaryota; Fungi; Ascomycota; Dothideomycetes; Eremomycetales; Eremomycetaceae
Exons: 4
Coding region: 219-1643 (474 amino acids)
Source: RefSeq, a predicted model, not a curated record